AUGGGCCGAGCAAAAGACCGCGGGCAGUCGCGAUGGUUCAUCAAGGAGAAGCCGUUGGAUGAUCAAGUCAAAGCCUGUCGCAAGUCCCUGGAAGCAGCCGAGCGAUCCGGCCGCAACAAUAUCGCCGAAGCCCUGCGAGUAAAGCUGGCUCGUCUCACCGCAUCCCGCCCGGCCGGCGCAGAGCCAGACAGAAGAUUGGAGAAGCAGGCAUAUGGUGUGCAAAUUGCCGAGAGGGCACCCAAGAAGGGCAAGAAGAAGCAGGCCGUUGCGCAAGACACGGACACGCAGCCUGUCAGACCAAAACCUCUGCAGCCGCUGGGGCAAGCGCGAAGGAAAGCUUCAAGAUCAACUGCGACGCCUGGGCAAAAGAGUGCAGACUUUGCAAAGGUUCAAAAACAGGAAGCUACAAUAUCAAGCAAGACAAGUCGCACGAAUCAAUCGGCAGGCGUAAAGCGUGCCCAGAAGCCUUGCCGAAAAAAGAUUGCAAAAGGGCUGCUAGGCAAGAGGCCAAAGAUCGAUGACAAAGGUGCCGCUGGACGCAGCGCGCAGCAAAAGCAAACCGCUGUGGACUUACUGCUGAAGGCUGCCGCAAAGGCCCGUGCUCUGCGCCUGGCCGCAGGCGAGGAGUCGGAAGAAGAGGCGCCACUGCCUGACCUGCCAAUGGCAAAGAUAGGGCUGGGCGAAGACACGGGGCAAGCUGCUGAAGAUCCCGUGUGUCCAGCCGUGUUGUCGGACAUUGACUUCGACGGUGAGGGUGAGGGUGAGGGUGAGGGUGAGGAAGAAGAGGAGGAGGAGGAGGAAGAGCCGGCUACGGAGGAUAUCCAAGCCAUCCACACUGGGGAAGACCAGCCUCGACAGAAGGAUGGCUCAGCUGAUGAGAAAGAGGAGGAGGACGACGACUUUUUCGACCUUGCCGAAGACCUCACUAUGCCGCCUGAUGCUUGGCCAAGUUCAGCUCGCCUAAUGAACAUGACAUGA
This is a messenger RNA of Symbiodinium sp. CCMP2592, 978 nucleotides long. Lineage: Eukaryota; Dinophyceae; Suessiales; Symbiodiniaceae. The record is from the annotation of a GenBank genome assembly.